Molecule: messenger RNA, 2232 nt
Organism: Megalops cyprinoides (Indo-Pacific tarpon)
Lineage: Eukaryota; Metazoa; Chordata; Actinopteri; Elopiformes; Megalopidae
Gene: blzf1
Product: basic leucine zipper nuclear factor 1
Exons: 7
Coding region: 144-1331 (395 amino acids)
Biological process (GO): Golgi to plasma membrane protein transport; Golgi organization
Cellular component (GO): Golgi membrane
Source: RefSeq, a predicted model, not a curated record
CGAUUUCCGGUGAUACCGAGAUGGCGGAUAUGGCUGUGAACGCGUAACUAUCGCAGAGGACGUGUCAACACGCUACAGGAGUGGAAAAGAUCCCCUGCAAUCAUAUCUGGUCUCCCUCCUCUGCCUGCUAGGAACUCUCCAUCAUGUCUGCUGCUGUAGACCUCAAAGAUGUCUCGUCUCCAGCCGUGGUGCCGGUUCGUGGCCUUGGCGAUGGGAUGGAGAUGGACGAGCCACCUGUUGCCCAGGAGAUCACCCCGGACCCGCCGGUGAAGGUGUCCACACCCCGGCACAGUCCCUGGGCCUCGCCCCCAGGGGUGCUCCACCUGGGCAAGGUGAGCAGGGAGGCCUGUGCGGAGGUGGAGGCGGUGCGCAUAGUGGUGCCCCGAUCUGCCAUCUCGCACCACGUCCCCAGUAAGAGUGCCCGCUCGGGGGCUGGUGAGGGAAAGGGCGAGGCCCAGCCGCAGCUCGAGGACCCCCCAGCGGACCCCCGCAGGGAGAUCCAGGACUGGCGGAGCGCUCUGGACAAGCUGCAGAACUCAGAGCGCAGACUGCUGCAGGACAAGGAAGGGCUCUCCAAUCAGCUGCGUGUCCAGACUGAGGUGAACCGGGAGCUAAAAAAGUUGCUGGUGGCCUCUGUGGGGGAUGACCUGCAGUAUCACUUUGAGCGUCUGGCCCGGGAGAAGAACCAGCUGAUCCUGGAGAACGAGGCAUUGGGCCUCAACUUGGCCCACACUACAGAGCAGCUGGAGCGCAUGAGCAUUCAGUGUGAUGUCUGGAGGAGCAAGUUCCUCGCCAGCAGAGUGAUGGCAGAGGAGCUGACCAAUGCGAGGGCAGCUCUUCAGCGCCAGACCAGAGAGGCCCAGAGCGCCAUCCAGGACCUGCUGAGAGAGCGAGAGGAAUUCUCCAGGGACAUGCUGCAAACACACAGGUCUUUGGAGCAGCUGCUGGUCUCUCUGCAGUGGGGCAGACAGCAGAGCUACUACCCAAGCGCCCAACCCUUGAGCACAGGAGAGCUGGCUGCAGCCAACCGUAAGCUGGCUGAUGCCGUGAACUCACACCUGCUGGGAAAUCUAGGCAGCAGCAGUCUGAAGAGUGAUCAGGCCUCCGAGCUCUGCAACACCCCAGCUGAGAAGAUGGCAGAGAAGGUGCUGAGGAUUCUGGACCCCAUUUCUGGCUCAGACAGCAAUUUUGCAAGCCCCCUUUCAGACUCCUCUCCCUCUGCCUUUCUGCCCAGUAAGAAAAGCAUUGGGCGAUUCCACCCCUACACCCGUUACGAAAACAUAACCUUCAACUGCUGUGAGCGCUGUAGUGGUGAGCUCAUUGUGCUGUAGGUGAGGCCCUAGGCUAAAGGUCAUAUAUCCUCCUACUGGUGCUGUGCUGUUAGGUGACUAGCGAGUGUCCCGUUACGGUCGCCUGCUGCCCCCCUUCUUCACCAGCCUCCUUCAAAUGACAGCUCGUAAGGGUAAGCACAAUAAGGUUUAAGGUUAAAGACAUUUUCUGUAAAUAGCAAGGCUUUUACUCUGGAGAAGAGUGAAAUUGCACUGUGAGUAUGUAAAAGUUUAAUCUUACUGAAUUUACUACAGAUGACCUCUGUGUCUCCUGAAUGAUGAUUGACCCUGGAUGUGUAAGAUCUAUGUACAUGUGUUACACUUGACUACUAGCGAUCUGGGCUGCUGUGGUUGUGACAGAUGUUAUCAUGCUUUCCUGGCAGUGCUUCAUGGGAACACCCUCAUUGAGAAGGUACUACGUAUUGGAGCUCUUGAUAAUAUCUGGAGUUUUGUAAAAUGGCAAAAGUGCAAUUUCACAAAUAAUAUACUGUAUAUAAAGACACAGUAUUUUUCCACAAGGAUGGAUACAAUUUCAAAAGGUGUAAUUCAGUGUUUUACAGGAUAUUUAUUUAUCAGCUUGAUUUUGUAUUACUGGAGUAUUAUUGACAGGAGAUGCAUUUCAUUUGUGUGUGAACUCCUGGUGCUGCAGAGCAAUCCCUGCUUGUACUUGACACACCUUUCAUGACAUUGAGUACAGGUUAAAUUUUCAGUGGGGUGCAUCUGUGCUGGGGUUCUCACUGUUUUGUUCAGGCCGGUGAUGUGAGCUAUACUGGGCUCAGAUGUAUUCUAGAUUGUAUACAAUACAAUAUAGGUGGACAGUUUGUGUGUAACAUUAAGCUGCUGUGGAAUCAUGUAUAGAAAACAGAGCUUGUUGUUGUGUACAACUUUGUGAAUCAUUUGAUAA